AAUUAUUUCCGACCUUAAGCAAAAAAGAAAAGUUCAACACGAUUAUCCUAAAAAUUAGGAAGGAAAAGAUUCAUUGUGAACAUGCAUAAAUUUUUGCAUGCUAGAAUUAGAAGCAGAAGUUGUUAAAGUAACAGAGUUUACACAGAUGUUUUCUGCGACAAUUCCAAUGUCUCUUACUUCCUUCACUCCUGCAAAUGCUUCUCUAUCUUUCUCCCGCCGCGUGGUUCCCCCCGGAAGCCGUUUAUCUCCGGUUGCACUCACUGGCAUAUCCUUCUCACGCGCUCCUUUCACGUUGAGGUGCUCUUCCCUAAAAAAUUCUUCCCAUCGAACAAAGUUUGCAGAGGCUGCAAAGAAGGCGAACUUGAUUCCUCUUUAUCAGUGCAUUUUCUCCGACCACCUUACCCCGGUCGUUGCUCACCAGAUUUUGCUUGAAGAUGAUGAUAGGGAGGCUCCAAGCUUUCUCUUUGAGUCUGAUGAAUUAAGCUGUGAUGUGGGUCGCUAUAGUGUUGUUGGAGCUCAUCCUGCAAUGGAGGUUCUGGCAAAAGAAAACACGGUUGCGAUUAUUGAUCAUGUAACUGAAACUUUAUCUGAUCAAACGGUUGAUGAUCCUAUCAUGAUUCCGAGAGAAAUCUCAGAGGGUUGGAAACCCUAUCUCACAGAUGAACUUCCUGAUGCAUUUUGUGGUGGUUGGGCAGGUUUUUUCUCAUACGAUACAGUUCGUUACGUGGAAAAGAAAAAACUAUCAUUUUCAAAUGCUCCAUCGGAUGAUAAGAACUUUUGGGACAUGCAUCUGGGCCUGUACGAGAGUGUCAUUGUGUUUGACCAUGUCGAAAAGAAAGCAUAUUUGAUUCAAUGGGUGAGGAUUGAUCGCUACUCCACGGUUGAGAGUGCUUACAAUGAUGGAAUGGAAAAAUUAGAAAAAUUAGCUGCCAAAUUACAAGAUGUUAAAGCUCGAAGGCUGGAGCCAGGCUUGGUGGAUUUACACACUCACCAUUUUGGUCCACCUUUGAAGAAGUCGAGCAUGACAACUGAAGCAUACAAGGAAGCAGUCCUUCGGGCCAAAGAACACAUUAAUGCAGGGGAUAUUUUCCAGAUUGUGUUAAGUCAGAGAUUUGAACGAAGAACAUUUGCCGAUCCAUUUGAAAUUUACAGAGCACUGAGAGUUGUGAACCCAAGUCCAUAUAUGGCCUAUUUGCAGGUUUAUUUCAUUCAAGAAAGUUUUUGUUGUUUUGCUUUUUCCUUUUCUGAUUAUUAUGUAUUUCCUAAACAGGCUAGGGGGUGUAUUCUGGUUGCUUCAAGUCCAGAGAUUCUUACUCGUAUAAAGAAGAAUAAGAUUGUGAAUCGUCCUUUGGCUGGGACAAUCAGAAGGGGAAAUACACCUGAAGAAGACGCGAGGUUAGAAGAAAUGCUACUGAAAGACGAAAAGCAACGUGCAGAGCAUGUAAUGUUGGUUGAUUUGGGACGCAAUGAUGUUGGAAAGGUUGCAAAAUCUGGUUCUGUGAAAGUGGAGCAACUUAUGAAUAUCGAACGAUAUUCCCAUGUCAUGCACAUAAGCUCAACUAUAACGGGAGAGAUGCAAGAAGAUUUGAGUUGCUGGGAUGUGCUGCGUUCUGCAUUGCCGGUUGGAACCGUGAGUGGAGCACCAAAGGUGAAGGCGAUGGAGUUGAUCGACAAGAUGGAGGUGACAAGGAGAGGGCCCUACGGUGGAGGAUUUGGAUACAUAUCUUUCUCUGGGGAUAUGGACAUUGCCCUUGCUCUAAGGACAAUGGUAAUUCCGACAAUUACGUAUGACCGAAACCUCGACCGACGUCAACGUCAGGAGUGGGUUGCUUAUCUUCAAGCUGGCGCUGGUAUUGUUGCUGAUAGUGUUCCUGCUGAUGAGUACCAAGAGUGUCAGAACAAAGCUGCUGCUCUUGCUCGUGCUAUUGACUUGGCUGAGUCAGCUUUUGUUCAUCAUGGAAUUCAAACAUCUCCUCAAUAAUAUACUCAUAAGCAAAUUCUUACAUUACA
Vigna radiata var. radiata (mung bean) is the source of this 2010-nucleotide messenger RNA. RefSeq names its product anthranilate synthase alpha subunit 1, chloroplastic-like. The transcript is spliced from 10 exons. Lineage: Eukaryota; Viridiplantae; Streptophyta; Magnoliopsida; Fabales; Fabaceae. Gene Ontology annotation, molecular function: anthranilate synthase activity. Bases 98 to 1981 code for a protein of 627 amino acids. Gene Ontology annotation, biological process: L-tryptophan biosynthetic process. The record is from RefSeq and is a predicted model, not a curated record.